Messenger RNA from Anopheles coustani, 2206 nucleotides. RefSeq names its product apoptosis-inducing factor 1, mitochondrial (gene AIF). Gene Ontology annotation, biological process: apoptotic process; mitochondrial respiratory chain complex assembly. The record is from RefSeq and is a predicted model, not a curated record. Bases 161 to 2035 code for a protein of 624 amino acids. Gene Ontology annotation, molecular function: protein dimerization activity; NAD(P)H oxidase H2O2-forming activity; FAD binding. The transcript has 4 exons. NCBI's taxonomy places the organism in Eukaryota, Metazoa, Arthropoda, Insecta, Diptera, Culicidae. Gene Ontology annotation, cellular component: cytoplasm; mitochondrion.
AGACGUCUCUCCACCCCGGCGCAGCAGCAAAUCUUUCGGAUGUGCAGAACACCAAAUAAAUGCUACCAGUGGCAGUGUAAAACUAUCCUGGACAAUUGGCGGUCAACCGGGAGUAUUGGGAAACGAAAUUGCUAGUUUGUAAAGACCCAUCCGCUUCACCAUGCUUUCGGUGUCCCGUGGUGCGAUCGGAAGCUUCCGGAAAGUCCAUACAAGUAUCGUACGAAAGCAUGUUCUCGCUGGAAGUUGCUGCCAAAUCCUCGUUGGACGAAGAUGGUUUUCUCGCAAGGAAACAGCACAAAAAACUAUUGCCUCUCAAGGUGGCCCAUCAUGCCCUCCACCACCACCACCUCCAAGUCAGUCCUACACGGGAUAUCUUCUAGGAGCCAUCGCACUGACCGCAGGCGGUCUUGGCCUAGCGUAUUAUAAUGGACUUUUCGACAGUACACCACCCCCUGUUGAUGAUACGAAGGAAAAACCAUCCCAGCAUAAGGGACCGUAUCCACUUUCCUCGAAAGAUCUCCCAAAGCACGUUCCAUACCUCUUAAUUGGCGGUGGAACGGCCUGUAUAGCUGCGUUUCGAUCGAUACGUGGACAUGAUCCUAAAGCAAAGGUGCUGAUGAUAACGAACGAGCUAGAAAUGCCCUACAUGCGCCCACCACUCUCGAAGGAACUGUGGUUUAGCCCGUCCGAGAGCGAACCCCUAAAAUUCCGUCAGUGGAAUGGUGGAGAACGAAGCAUUUUUUUCGAACCGAACGAUUACUACAUCGAUCCGACCAAACUGAGCGAUGCCCCGAACGGCGGAAUUGCGGUGGCACGUGGGUACGAGGUUCAGCGGUUGGACGUUACUAAUCGCAAGGCGAUUCUUACCGAUGGCACCGAGAUCGAGUACGACAAGUGUCUGCUUGCUCCGGGUGCACGGCCAAAGAAUUUACCCGUCUUUGAAUCGGCGCCACUGGCCGUCCGGGAAAAGGUUACCCUAUUUAGAAGCGUUCGUGAUUUUCAGCGUCUCACGGAGAAGCUCGGCGAUGGCCACAAGGUUGCCAUAAUUGGUGGAGGAUUCCUUGGAAGCGAGUUAGCCUGUGCUCUCUCGAAAUCGGAACAGACGCGCAAGAAGAACAUAGAAGUUUUUCAACUUUUCAACGAGAGCGGAAAUAUGGCUAAAGUUCUCCCGGAAUAUCUUAGCCACUGGACAACGGAACGACUACGCGAAGAGGGUAUUAAAAUGUGGCCCAAAACGCAGGUGAAAGCGGCCGAUAUGCAAGGAAAACAGGUGAAGUUAACCCUGCUGGACGAUAGUGUGCUGUUAGUUGAUCAUGUCAUUGUGGCCGUGGGUUCAGAACCAAACACGAAUCUUGCCAAAACGUCCGGCCUUGAGGUGGAUGGUAGCAUUGGUGGUUUUGUUGUCGAUGCUGAGCUGAGAGCACGUUCGAAUGUAUACGUUGCUGGCGAUGCGGCCUGUUUUUACGAUACUAAGUUUGGAAGGAGGAGAUUGGAACAUCAUGAUCAUGCGAUCGUUACCGGUCGUUUGGCGGGAGAAAAUAUGGUUGGAUUAAAUAAACCUUACACGCAACAGAGCAUGUUCUGGUCAGAUCUUGGGCCUAAGAUCAGCUAUGAGGCGGUUGGUCUUGUUGACUCCUCGCUGCCAACGAGGGCCGUUUUUGCGAUACGCUCUGUUGAAGAGUUGACCCGUGCAGUUGCAGCAGCAACAACUGGUAAUGAUUCGGCAAAACUACAGGCAGCCAACGCUAAUGGAGACAUUAAAAGUGUAACCCCGACAGAGGGCGGUAGCGAAUCGAAUACUGCUGAAAACAAUGCACAGGAAGUACCAGAGAAAGAGGAAGAUGGCUUCAACAAGGGUGUAGUAUUCUAUCUCCGCGAAAACAAGGUCGUCGGUGUAUUGAUGUGGAACGUAUUCAAUAAGCUGGGUAUAGCCAGAAAAAUCGUCGAUCAAUGUACCGAGUGGGACGAUUUGAACGAAGUGGCGAAGCUGUUCCAUCUUCACGGACCACCGGCUGAUGAAGACGACAAAGAUUAAGUCUUGAGUAACAAUGUUUCGUGCUUGUAGAGGGACUAGGUGAAUGAGAAGCUAUGUAUUUAAAAGCACAUGUGCACGUACCAUCGUGGCAUUUUGGAAAACAUUAAGCAAAACAAAAUACAAAUUGCUGGUCAUCAUAGCGAAGGGGGAGAGUGUUACAGUGUUACAUGG